AUGAGGAAAAUUCUAAUAGGGAAUCAUCUACUAAUCGAUAUUGUAGGCAUCCUAGUCUCACACUCAAAAGAACUUCUAUCCUCUCUCAUCAUUGCAUAUGAUACAGCUUCAGAACCCUCGCGUAUCAGAGCCGUUGUUCUUUGUGAUCCACGUAAUUCAUUUUCACGAUGUUACACGAAGGAUUAUCUCGAGGCUUGUCAGAAGUUUCGUCAAGAAAGAGGCCUGCAUCUGAUUUCAGAUGAGUUUAUUUCAACGCUUAGCUCGCUUUAUCUAAGACUACUACUUGAUUCUCCUCGCCCUCCUCGCCUAAUAGAAACGAACUCUGACCACCUCACGACAUCAUACAAGCUAUUUGCAGAUAGCCCCAGCAAGUGGAAGAUAAAAUUUCUGCCUGCCAUGGAAGGAAUAUUCAUAUUUGCAAAAUUAGCUCCGGAUGCGAGAACACAGGAAGAAGCUGAUGAGAUAUUCUCGCAGCUCGCUAAAAAUGGAGUCUUCGUUAGUCUCUGA
Messenger RNA from Sclerotinia sclerotiorum 1980 UF-70, 507 nucleotides. RefSeq lists its product as hypothetical. The transcript has 4 exons. Lineage: Eukaryota; Fungi; Ascomycota; Leotiomycetes; Helotiales; Sclerotiniaceae. The record is from RefSeq and is a predicted model, not a curated record. Bases 1 to 507 code for a protein of 168 amino acids.